Molecule: messenger RNA, 3623 nt
Organism: Linum trigynum
Lineage: Eukaryota; Viridiplantae; Streptophyta; Magnoliopsida; Malpighiales; Linaceae
Source: the annotation of a GenBank genome assembly
ACUGGCUUCUCCGUACUUUGUCAGACUCCGUACCUGAGGAGGUCAGAGGCAGGUAUCCGUUUGCCAUUAUGUCGGGUGACCUUUCCUCCAUGUCGGGCAGUUUUCGUCCCGUUCGUAGGGAAAGACCGCCUUCGGUCGGUUUGGUGGCCCGCUGCCCCUGUUCAGGCCCGACCUGUUUUGUGGGCCUUAAGUGGCUAUGGGCCUGAAGCCCAAGUGUCUCAAUAUUUGGCCCAACACAAGCAAACAAUGCAUGUAUUAUUUGUGCAGAAAAUUCAAAAAAGCAAUGCAUUGUGAACAAUACAUGCAUGUAGUGUUUGUGCAGAAAAUUAAGGAAAACAAUGCCUUGUGAACAAUACAUACAUUAUAAGUAUUCCCACCAAACAAUCACUAAACCAAACGACCACUACUGUGAAGUGUGAACUGUCAAUUGAGCGAGUAUUCGACUCUUCCCCCCGCUCCGCCUCAUCUUUUAUUCCGCGUCUCCCCCCCUCGUUCUCGUCGCCCCCCAUUACAGAAAAUCUCACUUCUUCCUUCUCCUUUGCCAUACGCCAUGCAAGCUCUGCAAUCUUUACAAUCCCCUUCUUCUCUCCGCCCUUCCCCACUGCAGCCCCUCCAACGGAAAUUCCGCAAUGCGACCCGACCCGCAUUCUUCUCCCAGAGGAAGCUAUCCGCCAUCACCGCCUCUGCUUCCACCACCAAGAAUGUCUCCGUUUCAGCUCCCAAGCGGGAGACUGACCCGAAGAAGCGGGUCGUAAUCACCGGUAUGGGAUUGGUAUCCGUUUUCGGCAACGACGUGGAUGCUUACUACGACAAGCUGCUGGCUGGGGAGAGUGGGAUCACCCUCAUCGACCGCUUUGAUGCGUCCAAGUUCCCGACCCGGUUUGCCGGGCAGAUCCGGGGGUUUAAUUCUCAGGGUUAUAUCGAUGGGAAGAACGAUCGGAGGCUUGAUGAUUGCUUGAGGUACUGCAUUGUGGCGGGGAAGAAGGCCCUGGAAGAUGCGGAUCUUGGUGGGGAUAAGCUAUCCAAGAUCGAUUUGGAGAAAGCUGGUGUGCUCGUUGGAUCAGGGAUGGGAGGUCUUACUGUAUUUUCUGACAAUGUCCAGACUCUAAUUGAGAAAGGGCACAGGAAAGUUAGCCCAUUCUUCAUUCCUUACUCCAUAACAAACAUGGCUUCGGCUCUGCUGGGAAUUGAGCUUGGUUUCAUGGGGCCAAAUUAUUCAAUUUCAACAGCAUGUGCCACUUCUAAUUAUUGCUUCUAUGCUGCUGCAAACCAUAUCCGCCGGGGUGAGGCUGAUUUGAUGAUUGCUGGUGGAACUGAAGCUGCUAUUAUUCCUAUAGGGUUGGGAGGAUUUGUAGCAUGUAGGGCCUUAUCUCAGAGAAAUGACGACCCACAAACUGCUUCGAGGCCAUGGGACAGAGAUCGGGAUGGUUUUGUUAUGGGUGAAGGUUCAGGAGUCUUGAUUAUGGAGAGUUUGGAACAUGCAAUGAAACGUGGGGCACCCAUCAUUGCUGAGUACUUGGGAGGUGCUAUUAACUGUGAUGCUUAUCAUAUGACUGACCCAAGAGCUGAUGGACUUGGUGUUUCUACUUGUAUCGAGAGAAGUCUUGAAGAUGCUGGUGUCUCGCCUGAAGAGGUCAACUACAUAAACGCCCAUGCGACCUCCACUCUUGCUGGUGACCUUGCGGAGAUAAAUGCUAUAAAGAAGGUGUUCAAGAACGCUUCGGAGAUUAAAAUCAAUGCAACCAAGUCUAUGAUAGGUCACUGUCUUGGUGCUGCUGGAGGUUUGGAAGCAAUCGCUACGGUGAAGGCUAUCAACACGGGAUGGCUACAUCCUUCCAUCAACCAAUUUAAUCCAGAGGCCUCCGUUGAAUUCAACACAGUAGCCAACGAGAAGCAGCAGCACGAAGUGAAUGUUGCCAUCUCAAAUUCCUUCGGCUUUGGAGGACACAAUUCAGUUGUGGCGUUUUCGGCAUUUAAGCCCUGAGAGUAGAGCUGGGGGAGUUUAACCAUUAACAUCAGAAGGGGUCACUCUUUCCUUUGCUGUAGAAAAUUCUCCGAGACGGGGAAAUCUGCAGUUGUGGUUGUUGGCAACUGAUUUACUAGGCUAAGGAAGUCUGUUUACAGAGAAAUGGUUCAGGUUUUUUACGAUUUGUAAUUUUGCUUCUGCACUCUUUUCAACUCCUUGCGGCCGGGCGUUGUGUAGGAUGAUUUUUUGGUCUCUAGCUGAGUCAUUUGUAGCAGAACCAGCAAGAAUAGCCAAGUAUCAGAAGAUAAGUGUUGCGCCUAGUUUUCUGCCUUUGCUCUUUGAUUUGUUAUUUAUAUAUGUUUAGCUUCCUCAGAGCCAUAUAUGAAAUGUCUUUAGUCUGACCGAAAAAACAUCCUAUCGGAAUCUAAUUCGGUAGACGAUUUUUAGUAGUAUGGACCUAUUUAACUACGAUUUCAGCAUAAGAUAUUCUAUUAUUGAUUUUUCUGAUAUCCCAUCCGAAACGGUUUUCCAAAUAAAAAACACAAAAGUUUGAAGUUUGGUAAAGUCAAAGCCAAUUUAACGAUCAACCAAUGGAAAGGACAGGAAAAUACCAAAAUGUCUUGCGUAUCAAGUCCUGUGGAAACUGGAUCCAAAGGUACCAUUAUGUGCACCUAACAACCACAAUAUUGAAGAUCUCUAGAUGCCAAGUGGAAGUGGUCACACUACCUACUUGCAUGUGUGUUGACUUGAGUACCCUGAAUGUUUAUCCAUGUGUGCAAUGCAUGAGUUUGAUGUUUAGUUGGCAUCAAGUUCAUCUAGUGCAAAUGGGAGGUAGUUGGGAGAUUUGUUGCUUUGAACUCAAAACUUCACUUGGCAUCAAAGAUCAAAAAAUCAUUCCGUAUCGGUGGUUUGACUAGAAUUUUUUUCUAUUGGAAGCUAAAUCUAUAAGUGAACUUGUCAAGAUUUCGAGUUUGCGGAACUCUCCUUCGUAAAGGAUCCUCCAUGACCAUUUAGUUUGAUUAUCAUCCAUGGAGUGUUGUCUUGGUUAACACUCAGUCCUGCUCUUGGGCAAACCUCUAGCACACUCUAGCUAUGCAUAGCUAAUCCAACUAGCUUCAUUCAAAGUAUGAGUAGGCAGCUAAACUUGGAUAAAAGAGGCUAUGAGCUAGUGACACUAGUUGGAAUUGGAACCAUCUCGAGUGGUUGAGUGAUGUGGUGUGAAUUAGGUCACAUUUAUCAUGGGCCAACUCAUCAAUGACAUAGUGGAUGAAAAGUGGACCAAUAUCCCAAAGGAAUUAUGAAUGGUUGGCAUCUCUCUGGAUAUGGGGGCUAAAUGUUUGAAAUCUGACUGAACCAUUGUGUACAAAUGAAAUGUUGUUGCCUACCUUACAAGUUAGCCAAAACGGUGUUGUCUUUGAGCUAACAAGUACUACCCAAGCAUGCUCUGUUCUUUAAAUGGAUCAAAUGCUCUUGUUCUGGAUUUUGGGCUUCUUCCUUUGGUCCAAGCCCAGCAAGGAUGCAAGACAAGAAAAAGGAAUUAAGAGUGGUGGUGGACUGGUGGUAUUAACUAUUAAGUGUCUGUUUACUUUCAUUUCUGUUUUCUGUUUUUUAGAAAAUAGAUGGUGUAAACAAGUGAAAAUAAUAUUUUAUUGUUUUC